GUUCAGAGAUUGCAGACAUACUACAGGAAAUGGUCAGAGACUGCAGAAUUAAUACAGGAAAUGGUCAGAGACUGCAGACAUAGUACAGGAAAUGGUCAAUGACUGCAGAAAUACUACAGGAAAUGGUCAGAGACUGCAGACAUACUACAGGAGAUGGCCAGAGAUUGCAGACAUUGUACAGGAGAUGGUCAGAGACUGCAGAAGUACUAGAAAAAAUGGUCAGAGACUGCAGACAUACUACAGGAGAUGGCCAGAGAUUGCAGACAUUGUACAGGAGAUGGUC
Molecule: messenger RNA, 283 nt
Organism: Staurois parvus
Lineage: Eukaryota; Metazoa; Chordata; Amphibia; Anura; Ranidae
Source: the annotation of a GenBank genome assembly